Messenger RNA from Toxotes jaculatrix (banded archerfish), 6407 nucleotides. RefSeq names its product sodium channel, voltage gated, type VIII, alpha subunit b (gene scn8ab). NCBI's taxonomy places the organism in Eukaryota, Metazoa, Chordata, Actinopteri, Toxotidae. Gene Ontology annotation, cellular component: voltage-gated sodium channel complex; axon; plasma membrane. Gene Ontology annotation, biological process: sodium ion transmembrane transport; neuronal action potential; membrane depolarization during action potential. Gene Ontology annotation, molecular function: protein binding; calcium ion binding; voltage-gated sodium channel activity. The record is from RefSeq and is a predicted model, not a curated record. The transcript has 27 exons. The coding region runs from base 10 to 5940 and encodes 1976 amino acids.
GAUGAAAACAUGGCCGCACCCCUUCUUGCACCCCCAGGACCUGACAGCUUCAAGAAAUUCACCCCAGAGUCGCUUGCUAACAUCGAGCAGCGCAUCAAAGAAGAAAAGAACAAGAAGCCACCCAAGCCCCGAUCGGACAGUAGUCACCGUGACACAUCUGAUGACAAUGAGCCCAAGCCCAACAGUGACCUGGAGGCUGGGAAGAGCCUGCCGUUCAUCUACGGCGAUAUUCCUGAUGGAAUGGCGGCCACACCGCUGGAGGAUUUGGACCCAUUCUAUUUGAAUAAGAAAACAUUUAUAGUCCUAAACAAAGGGAAAACAAUCUUCCGCUUCAGUGCCACGCCUUCCUUGUACAUCUUAAGCCCUUUUAAUCUACUUAGGCGAAUAGCUAUUAAGAUUUUGAUACAUUCGCUAUUCAGCAUGAUCAUCAUGUGUACGAUUUUGACCAACUGUAUAUUCAUGACAUUUAGUGACCCCCCAGAGUGGUCCAAACAAGUAGAGUACACCUUCACAGGUAUCUAUACGUUUGAGUCACUCACAAAAAUUGUCGCCCGAGGAUUCUGUAUAGAUGGGUUCACCUUUCUCAGAGAUCCAUGGAACUGGCUGGAUUUCAUGGUCAUCUCUAUGGCGUAUAUAACAGAGUUUGUAAACCUAGGCAAUGUGUCAGCACUUCGUACGUUCAGGGUUCUGAGGGCUUUGAAAACAAUUUCAGUUAUCCCAGGCCUGAAGACCAUUGUGGGUGCUCUGAUCCAGUCUGUGAAGAAGCUGUCGGAUGUGAUGAUCCUGACCGUCUUCUGUCUCAGCGUCUUUGCUCUGAUUGGACUGCAGCUCUUCAUGGGGAACCUGCGGAAUAAGUGUGUAAUCUGGCCAAUCAACAUGACUGAUCAGUACCUGGCAAACGGCAGCAGGGGCUUUGACUGGGGCAAAUACAUCAUGAAUGACACUAAUUUCUACUUCCUCCCUGGUCAGCUUGAUGCUCUACUGUGUGGAAAUAGUUCUGACUCAGGACGAUGUCCAGAGGGUUUUACAUGUAUGAAGGCCGGAAGGAACCCCAACUAUGGUUACACCAGCUUUGACAGCUUUGGAUGGGCUUUCCUCACCCUCUUUCGCCUCAUGACCCAAGACUUCUGGGAAAAUCUCUACAUGCUGACGCUGCGAGCUGCAGGGAAGACCUACAUGAUCUUCUUUGUGCUUGUCAUCUUCGUGGGCUCCUUCUACCUGGUGAAUCUCAUCUUGGCUGUGGUGGCCAUGGCUUAUGAGGAGCAGAACCAGGCCACUAUUGAGGAGGCGGAGCAGAAAGAGGCUGAAUUCAAGGCCAUGCUGGAGCAGCUGAAGAAACAGCAGGAGGAGACACAGGUUGUGUCUGAGGCUGCUUUAGAAGAUGAAGGAGGGGGGCACUUGUCCCGCAGCUCCUCUGAGGUCUCCAAACUGAGCUCCAAGAGCGCCAAGGAGCGUCGCAAUCGCAAGAAGAAAUGGCGUCAGAAAGAGCAAGAGAAAGAGAAGGGAGACAGCGAAAAGGUUGUUAAGUCAGAGUCAGACGAUGGCAGCAAGAAAAGCACCAUUCGUUUCCCUGGAACCCGGCUCGGGAGGAAGACAUCCCUGUCUCUCCCUCUACAGUCCCUACUCAGCAUCCCAGGCUCGCCCUUCAUGUCGCGCCACAACAGCCGCAGCAGCAUCUUCAGCUUCAAAGGCCGUUCCAAGGACAUGGGCUCAGAGAACGAGUUUGCCGACGAUGAGCACAGUACUGUAGAGGAGAGCGAAGACCGUCGGGGCUCCCUGUUUAUCCCUUACCGCCGCAACAGCUACAGUGGCUACAGCCAAGGCUCAUCACGCAUCCACCCGCUGGCACCCCACUCUGGAGGGAAGAGGAACAGCACAGUGGACUGCAAUGGCGUGGUGUCUCUCAUCGGCCCUGGGCCUGGCAGACGGCUUCUGCCUGAGGUGAAAAUAGAUAAGGCAGCCACUGAUGACACACAGACUACAGACGUGGAGAUUAAGAAGAAGCACUCGGGCUCUCUUAUGGUAUCUGUGGAUCAACUCAACUCCUCCUUCAAAGGAAAGGACCGUGCCAACAGUCAGAUGAGCGUAGUCACCAAUACACUGAUAGAGGAGUUGGAGGAGUCUCAGAGGAAGUGUCCCCCCUGUUGGUACAAGUUUGCGAACAUAUUCCUCAUCUGGGAGUGCUGUCCCAUCUGGCUGAAGAUCAAGCACAUAGUCUACUUGAUUGUCAUGGACCCAUUUGUAGACCUGGCCAUCACAAUCUGUAUUGUCCUCAACACCCUCUUCAUGGCCAUGGAGCACUACCCAAUGACUGAGCAUUUUGAGGGGGUUCUGUCUGUUGGCAACCUGGUUUUCACAGGCAUCUUUGCCGGGGAGAUGUUUGCCAAGCUGAUUGCCAUGGAUCCCUACUACUACUUUCAGGAAGGCUGGAACUGCUUUGAUGGCUUCAUCGUGACUCUGAGUUUGGUUGAGCUGGGACUGGCUGAUGUGGAAGGUCUGUCAGUGCUCAGGUCUUUCCGAUUGUUAAGAGUGUUCAAACUGGCCAAAUCGUGGCCCACCCUCAACAUGCUGAUCAAGAUCAUCGGUAAUUCAGUGGGAGCUCUGGGUAAUCUGACCCUGGUGCUGGCCAUCAUCGUUUUCAUCUUUGCCGUGGUGGGCAUGCAGCUGUUUGGCAAAAGCUACAAGGACUGUGUGUGUAAGAUCGCGCAGGACUGCGAGCUACCUCGCUGGCACAUGAACGACUUCUUCCACUCCUUCCUGAUUGUGUUCAGAGUGUUGUGUGGGGAGUGGAUUGAGACCAUGUGGGACUGUAUGGAAGUGGCGGGACAGACUAUGUGUCUUACUGUCUUCAUGAUGGUCAUGGUCAUCGGAAACCUGGUGGUGCUGAAUCUGUUCCUGGCCUUGCUGCUGAGCUCAUUCAGUGCAGACAACCUGGCUGCCACAGAUGAUGAUGGGGAGCCCAACAACCUUCAGCUUGCGGUUGCCCGCAUUAAGAGAGGGAUUGCCUGGUUCAAGGCUAACAUGCGGGUCUUUGUGGCCACAGUGCUCAAAAAGCAGCCCAUAGAAGAUGAACAGAAGCCCCUGGAUGAAAUGUACGAGAAGAAGCUCAACUGCAUUGCAAACCACACAGUGGAUAUAAACCGUGAACUGGACUAUGCUAAAAAUGGCAAUGGCACGACCAGCGGCAUUGGGAGCAGUGUGGGAAAGUAUAUGAUUGAUGAGGACUACAUGUCCUUCAUCCACAACCCCAACCUCACUGUCUGCGUUCCUAUCGCUGUUGGCGAGUCGGACUUUGAAAACCUUAACACGGAAGACUUCAGCAGUGAAUCCGACGUGGAGAACAGCAAAGACCUGGAUGACACCAGUUCGUCUGAGGGCAGCACAAUAGACAUCAAGCCUGAUGUGGAGGAGGUGGCAGUGGUGGAGGUGGUGGAGGAGUACCUUGACCCAGAACCCUGCUGGACAGAUGAAUGUGUGGCCAAAUACAAGUGCUGUGAUGUUCCCAUCACUCAUGGCUGGGGCAAACAUUGGUGGUUCCUGAGGAAGACCUGCUACCUGAUCGUAGAACACAACUGGUUUGAAACCCUCAUCAUCUUCAUGAUCCUGCUCAGCAGCGGAGCCCUGGCCUUUGAGGAUGUGUACAUUGAGCAGAGGAAGACGGUCCGCAUCAUUCUGGAGUACGCUGAUCGGGUUUUCACCUACAUCUUCAUUCUGGAGAUGCUGCUGAAAUGGGUGGCCUACGGCUUUGUCAAGUACUUCACUAAUGCCUGGUGUUGGUUGGACUUCUUCAUUGUGGAUGUGUCUAUAGUCAGCCUUAUAGCUAAUGCGUUGGGCUUCUCCGAUCUAGGCCCGAUUAAAUCACUCAGGACACUGAGGGCCUUGAGACCCCUCAGGGCCCUGUCACGUUUUGAAGGGAUGAGGGUUGUGGUGAAUGCCUUGGUGGGUGCAAUUCCUUCCAUCAUGAAUGUGCUGCUGGUGUGUCUCAUUUUCUGGCUCAUCUUCAGCAUCAUGGGUGUCAACCUGUUUGCUGGAAAGUAUUACUACUGUUACAAUGAGACGGCUGAGGAGAACUUUGAAACUGAUGACGUCAACAACAGAACAGAGUGUUUCGCACUCAUUAAUGCAAACCACUCUGAAGUCAGAUGGAAAAACGUCAAGAUCAAUUUUGACAAUGUGGGUGCUGGAUACCUGGCACUCCUGCAAGUGGCAACGUUCAAAGGAUGGAUGGACAUUAUGUACGCUGCAAUAGAUUCUAGAAAGGUGGAGGACCAGCCACGCUACGAGGACAACUUAUACAUGUACAUCUACUUUGUCAUCUUCAUCAUCUUUGGCUCGUUCUUCACCCUAAACCUCUUCAUCGGUGUCAUCAUUGAUAACUUCAACCAGCAAAAGAAAAAGUUUGGGGGUCAGGAUAUCUUCAUGACAGAAGAGCAGAAGAAAUACUAUAAUGCCAUGAAGAAACUAGGGUCAAAGAAACCACAAAAACCGAUACCCAGGCCUCAGAACAACAUCCAAGGCAUGGUGUUUGACUUUGUGACGCAGCAAGUGUUUGACAUCUCCAUCAUGAUCCUGAUCUGCCUAAACAUGGUCACCAUGAUGGUGGAGACAGAUGAUCAGACAGAGGAGACAGAGAAUGUGCUUUACUGGGUCAACUUCAUCUUUAUUGUGAUCUUCACUGGCGAGUUUUUACUGAAGCUUUUUGCACUGCGUCACUAUUACUUCACUAACGGCUGGAAUGUCUUUGAUGUCGUUGUGGUCAUCCUUUCAAUUGUGGGAAUGUUUCUGGCCGACCUGAUUGAGAAGUACUUUGUGUCACCAACACUCUUCAGGGUGAUUCGUCUAGCUCGUAUUGGCAGAAUCCUGCGUCUCAUUAAGGGCGCCAAAGGAAUCAGAACUCUGCUGUUUGCCCUCAUGAUGUCCCUUCCUGCCUUGUUCAACAUUGGCCUGCUGCUUUUCCUGGUUAUGUUCAUUUUCUCCAUCUUUGGCAUGUCCAACUUUGGCUAUGUAAAAUACGGGGCUGGAAUUGAUGAUAUGUACAACUUUGAGACCUUCGGCAACAGCAUGAUCAUCCUGUUUAUGAUCACCACGUCAGCUGGCUGGGACGGCCUGCUGCUGCCCAUUCUCAACUACCCUCCAGACUGUGACCCCUUUUUGGAGAAUCCUGGCACCCCCGCUACAGGAGACUGUGGCAACCCUUCUGUGGGCAUUUUCUUCUUUGUUAUGUACAUCAUCAUUUCUUUCCUAAUUGUGGUCAACAUGUACAUUGCCAUCAUCCUGGAGAACUUCAGUGUGGCCACAGAGGAGAGUGCCGACCCACUCAGCGAGGAUGACUUUGAGACCUUUUAUGAGAUUUGGGAGAAGUUUGAUCCUGAUGCCUCCCAAUUCAUCACCUAUGCCAAGCUUUCUGACUUUGCUGAUGCACUAGAACACCCACUCCGAGUCCCCAAGCCCAACACCAUUGAACUGAUCGCCAUGGACAUGCCUAUGGUGAGUGGUGACCGCAUCCACUGCCUGGACAUCCUGUUUGCCUUCACUAAGCGUGUGCUGGGUGACAGCGGCGAGCUGGACAUGUUGAGGCAACAAAUGGAGGAACGUUUUGUGGCAGCCAAUCCCUCCAAGGUCUCUUACGAGCCAAUCACCACCACUCUGAGGCGCAAGCAGGAGGAUGUGUCAGCCAGAAUCAUUCAAAGGGCCUACCGCUCCUACCUGGCUAGGCGGGGCUUUGUCUGUAAGCGCAAACCAGCCAAUAACAAAGUGGAGAACAGCGGGAACAAUCAGGAACAAGAAAAAAAGGAGGGCACUCCCUCAACUGCCUCCCUGCCCUCCUAUGACAGUGUAACCAAACCUGACAAGGAGAAGCAGGAUGACAACAAUGAGGGCAAGGGAGGGAGGAAAGAGAAGGGAAGAAACCAAAAAGACAUCAGGGAAUCUAAAUGUUAGAGCGUUGGAUUAAUAAUCACAGUAAUAACAAUAAAAAUUAUAAUAAUGUAACUUCAAGCAAAGCGAGAGGAAACUCACCCACACAGAUGUACAGAUUAUUUCAUUUGCAAGUCAGAAAAAAAUAAUAUUCAGUAAUUUUGUUUACAGACUUCAUUCUUAUAUUGAUGCCGAGGGAAGCCGCUUGGUCUGUUACUGCUUGAAGACUCUUGAACUUCAGUCCAACCAAACAUAAUCAGCAUACUGUGUGACUUUGUUGUAUCCAGACUAAUGAUCUUAACUAAAGGGAAUGAAAAACAGACACGGAAACGUCUGUUGCCCACUUACCACUGGUCUACAGAUAAGAUGAGUAACUCUACACCAAGAGGUAGAAUGAAAAAAACACUAAAGGAAUCCGACACCUGGAUGCAAGUAAUGGAUUCCUAUGGAAGACAGUGUCAUGGAGGAAAAACAUGGAUGCUGCUUGAUGC